CGCAGAUUAUGGCAAGUACACCAACUUCCAAAUAGUGAGCUCGACUCAACUAAGUCAAAAAGGACAUCUAUUGAAUGCUGCGAUUAAACGCCGCUUGUGCGGGGUAACCCGACGGCCAAGACGUUACUGUAGGAAUUUACUGCAGCACCUCACUACUUUAUUCCAUAAUGCAGUUGGAUGGAUAAGCAGUUCAAAUAACGCCAUCUGUAGCAAACUGAGACCAUAUGGAAAGAUGCGACUUACUCGUCUUAUCUGUAACUUGGAAUAUGUGCGGAAUACACCAAAUUAUCGGCGACGGUAACUUUCGACGCCGACCACCGCGAUGGCGUCUUCUCGUGGGUACGUUUCCUAGUCAAAUCGGGCCCGUAAUCGACGACGUGAUCCACGAUGUUCCUGCUUCCAUCGGUGAAUCUGGGACAACUUUCGCCGUGAUUCCGUUCGAACCACAUCGUUGAAACGCACCAUCGCUCUUGAACCGCUCUUUGAAAUCGGACCCACGGAUCGCUGGUAGAAUGCCCGACUACGCCGUCGAAAGCUUCUCCAAUUUCACCAUCCCGUCCACGGAUUGUGCAAAGAAUGGUCGAAACAUGGUGAGCUUGCGAAAGAUUUCGCGGUGCUUGAAGACGCCGUGAUGGCCGACAAAAUCAUCAAGUGAAGUAUCAUGAAUGGCGGUUAUAUAAAACCGUCGAGCCCACGAGGUUGAUGGGGUAGUUUCAGUCGUGACACAACAGUUCAAUACCCUAAAUCCACCCAAAGCAAAAAAACAACAAUCUUUCAAAAUGGCUCCUUCCGUCGCAGAAAUCCAACAAGAGCAGGUCGCUCCAGUCGUCGCAAAGCAAGUCCCAGUAGUCGCAGUACCAGAGGCAGCAACAGAGGCAUCAGCAGAUGCUCCAGCCAGGAGAGUCCGCAGGCAAAUCGACGAAGAGGGAGGAACUACCACCGCAAAAUACCCACACUACCUUCCGGUUUACGACUAUGACCAGAAGUACGCGCCGCUCGAGCCAUUCGAGCACGUAGACCACGGUGUUGGCGCCGACCCAACCUUCAAGGAUCUCCUUGUCGAGGGUAGCAAAAUCACCAAGCUGACCCCCGCCACCGGCUCCGAAGUCACCGGCGUGCAGCUCAGCCAGCUCUCCGCCGCCGGUAAGGACCAACUCGCUCUUCUAGUCGCCCAGCGCAAGGUCGUCGCAUUCCGCGACCAAGACUUUGCCGACCUUCCCAUCAAAGACGCCCUCGACUUCGGCGGCUACUUCGGCCGCCACCACAUCCACCCCACCUCCGGCGCGCCAGAAGGCUACCCCGAGAUCCACCUCGUCCACCGCGUCGGCAGCAAAGGCGAACUUGACAACUUCUUCGCCGGCCGCAACAGCAGCGUAGCCUGGCACUCCGACGUCUCCUACGAGGCGCAACCCCCCGGAACCACCUUCCUCUACGUCUUCGACACCCCCGAGACCGGCGGCGACACCGCCUUCGUCAACCAAGUCGAGGCCUACAACCGCCUGUCGCCCGCCCUCAAGCAGCGCCUCCAUGGCCUCAAGGCCCUCCAUUCCGGCAUCGAGCAGGCCGAGUUCAGCCACAAGCGCGGCGGCGUCGUGCGUCGCGAGCCGGUCACCCAUGAGCACCCGAUUGUGCGCACGCACCCCGCUACUGGCGAGAAGGCGCUGUAUGUUAACUCGGGCUUCACGAGGAGCAUUGUGGGCUUCAAGAAGGAGGAGAGCGAUGCGCUUCUUGCUUUCUUGUAUGCGCAUAUUGCGCGCGGUAUCGAUUACCAGACUCGCGUGAGGUGGGCGCCUAAGACGGUCGUCGUGUGGGAUAACCGUGUCACCGCGCACUCAGCCGUCGUGGAUUGGACCACUGGUGAAAGGAGGCAUUUGGCACGCAUCCAGCCUCAGGCUGAGAGGCCGGUGGAGACUCCAUAUGUUCCGGAGACUGAGGCAUAAAGCAGGGUAGUGGAUAUAGCAGCGUUUGUAGUUUCUUGCUUAUAGCGG
Molecule: messenger RNA, 1988 nt
Organism: Pseudogymnoascus verrucosus
Lineage: Eukaryota; Fungi; Ascomycota; Leotiomycetes; Thelebolales; Thelebolaceae
Exons: 1
Coding region: 780-1940 (386 amino acids)
Cellular component (GO): cytoplasm
Molecular function (GO): 2-oxoglutarate-dependent dioxygenase activity
Source: RefSeq, a predicted model, not a curated record